AAACAAGCAAGAAGAAGGAGAAGGAAGCGAGCAGCCUGUGAGGAUGGCCGUCCAGAGGAUCGAGGCUCUGCUCUCAUUUUCCUCCCUGAGUCUCUCAUUUCCACUCUGGAGCAGCCGAGGGACCCUCAGGGUCGAAGGUUUCACCCUGUCUGCUCCUUCUGACAGCACCUCCCGACCCCCCCAGCCCUCAUGGAGGGGCUCCCAGCCCAGCACUGAAGGCAGCCCAGGGACACAAGCAGCAAGAUUUCAGCAGUGUUGAUGAACCGAUCGCUGGGGCUCGCAGUUGGUGGACACAUGAUGGUCACUUCCCUCUGUUGUUCCUGUACGCUGUGAUUUGCUCAUGUCUAUAAGAAGGAAGGAUGGCUCAUGGUAUUCCCUCACAAGGCAAAGUGACAGUAACGGUGGACGAAUAUAGUUCCAAUCCCACCCAGGCAUUCACACACUAUAACAUCAACCAAAGCAGAUUCCAACCUCCGCAUGUCCACAUGGUAGACCCCAUCCCUUAUGACACUCCUAAACCAGCCGGCCACACGCGUUUUGUCUGCGUCUCUGACACACACUCCAGGACAGAUGGUAUCCAGAUGCCAUACGGGGACAUCCUUCUGCACACAGGCGAUUUCACAGAACUGGGACUGCCUUCCGAGGUUAAGAAGUUUAAUGACUGGUUAGGAACCUUACCCUACGAAUUUAAAAUCGUGAUUGCUGGGAAUCAUGAACUUACUUUUGAUAAGGAAUUCAUGGCCGAUCUUGUUAAACAGGAUUACUACCGCUUUCCCUCAGUUUCCAAAUUGAAACCCGAAGACUUUGAUAAUGUGCAAUCGCUCAUCACUAACAGUAUUUACUUGCAAGAUUCAGAAGUAACUGUGAAAGGAUUCCGAAUUUACGGCGCACCAUGGACACCAUGGUUUAAUGGAUGGGGAUUUAAUCUUCCUCGAGGCCAGUCUCUACUUGACAAGUGGAACCUUAUCCCGGAGGGCAUCGACAUCCUAAUGACUCAUGGACCUCCCCUCGGUUUCCGGGACUGGGUCCCUAAGGAGUUACAGAGGGUCGGGUGUGUAGAGCUUCUCAACACCGUGCAAAGGAGGGUCAGGCCUAAGUUGCAUGUAUUUGGUGGAAUCCAUGAAGGUUACGGGAUUAUGACUGAUGGUUACACAACGUACGUCAAUGCCUCAACGUGUACAGUCAGCUUUCAACCAACCAACCCUCCUAUUAUUUUUGACCUUCCCAAUCCCCAAGGAUCAUAAAGACCCUUUUGCACAUCGGAAAAAAAUGGGUCUAUAAACUGAUAAAACUGCAUUUUUCCCCCUUUUUAAUAAUAUCCACACCUCUGUUGGUCUUUGUAACUAUUUAAAGUUCCUUUUCUCAUCUUCCGUUGGGUUUUGGUACAAGUAUAUAUAUUUUUUUUCUACUUUUAAUUUAUCAGUUUUUAUUGUAUCCUCAGACCGCUGUUGUAAAUUGUACAUAUCCCAGGAGGGUCCCCAAACUAUACAUUACAUUAAUAAAAAGCAAAAAAAAUAUAAAAAAAUUAAGCUAUUUUUUUUUUUAAACCACCGGGAUUUGCACAACCUAAUAUUAUUUGUAUUGUGUGUAUUGUAAUUUUUUAUUUUUUUUACUGUUAUUGAAUUUGUGUGCAUUUUCUAUCACUUCAAGAUGCAUUUUUCCCUGGAUUUUUCCCCCUCCAUUUUUAGUUCAUGAAAACCUUUGUACGCCUAUUGUUAUUAUUAAUACAUUACUUUUUGCGCUUCUGUUUUUUUUUUUUUUUAUUAAAUUAUUUCUUAUCUUUAUUAUGUAUGGGGCUGAAACAGCUGUAAAAAAAUUGUAUGCCAUACAUUAAAACAUGUAAAUGCAAGACUCCUUUUAAAUAUGGAUUUAUAUAUAUAAGUAUUUUUUUUCUGUGUUAUAACAAAAUGUUGGAUUUAUUAUUGGCAGUAUAGGCAUCUGCGAAACAAACAAAAAAAUCUAAAUGUCACACACGGCUAAACUGAAUUAUGAAGAAUGGGGUGCAUCUGCAAGCGUCCUUUUCUCCUGGGUAUUUGUGGCAUUUUUAGGCAUGUGUUGACUUAAAUGAAUACAAUCGAUGAGAAGGGCUCUUUUCUUUUUAGCUCUUUUUUUAAGCAUUCUUGAACCCCCAUUUUUCCCAUUAAAGGGAGUCUAUCGCCAGGAUAUUCACUGUCAAACAAUGCCUUGUAGGACUAACUAGCUGAAUGCGAUGAUACCUUUCACUAAGCGAUCCCUUGCUUCUGUCUGGAAAAAAAUUGUUUAAGUCCAUAUGCAAAUUAGCCAUUUAGUGCACUGAGGGUGAGGCUAAGCCACUCUAUGCACCCUUGUUCCUCCUACUUCCACUGCCAGCCCCUUCCCUUCCUUCUUGAUUUGGCAGGGAAAGUCAAGAUGACUAUGCAGGAAUCUGGUCAUGUCAAUCAAGAAGGAAAGGGUGGGGCUAGCAGAGGAAGCAGGAGGAGCAAGGGUGCACUGAGCGGCUAGGGCCCGCCCCAUGGUGCACUUACUGCUAUUUUGUAUAUGGAUUAAAAAGACUUCUUUCCUAGAAUAAAGCAAUGGAUUACUAAAUUUAAGGGAUCAUUACAGUCCACUGAGCUAGCCCUGCAAGGCAUUGUGCUUGGUCUAUCAGUGAAUUUUAUGGGGACAGGCUCCCUUUAAACGGUUUCCUUUCUUAUUUUGCACUGUGUAUAAAUGCAAUCUUGCUAGCACAAAAAUAUCGUUGCAAAUGGCUCUUUUCUGUUGACCUCUGUAAAUGCUUUUUCCAGGGCUUGUCCUGUUUUUUCUUCUUUUUUUUUGCAACCUUGUUAAUGGACUUUAGAAAACCCUUUGUUUCUUUUACAUUUAUUGUGAUAUAUAUCUAGCGCCUUUAUAUGCAAAUAAAAUUGCAAGA
Bufo gargarizans (Asiatic toad) is the source of this 2887-nucleotide messenger RNA. RefSeq names its product metallophosphoesterase domain containing 2 (gene MPPED2). The record is from RefSeq and is a predicted model, not a curated record. Gene Ontology annotation, molecular function: hydrolase activity. The coding region runs from base 360 to 1244 and encodes 294 amino acids. The transcript is spliced from 8 exons. NCBI's taxonomy places the organism in Eukaryota, Metazoa, Chordata, Amphibia, Anura, Bufonidae.